AUGCCCCUGCCUCAAGACAAUACUUUAAUAGUCGCGGCGGGAAUUCGGGAUGUGCGGCGCAUAGAGGAUCUCUAUGAGGCCAAGAACACCUGGCACUUUGGGGUGAAGGACACGCCGCCGCUGGACACGUUGUUCGUUAGGAACCAGGCGCAGAGGCUGUUGGUCUACAACAAGCAGGAGUUUCACCUGCUGCUGGCCUACAGCGAGUUCGCCAACCAUCCGAACAUUCCGGUGCUACACAACGAUCUCUGGCUGCACUGGCUGAGUGCUCGGUUUUGCCUAGAUCUUCCCAUCACGCUGCUCAAUUCAAUCUUCUUCAACUUCUUCAUCUGCAAGGAGAGCCAGACAAAUAUUCUCAAAAACGUUAUCCUUGAGGUCUUCUAUAAUGAGCAUUUGGUCAACUACAUGCUGGUGGUCAAGCCCCCAGACUGCCCACCAGGCCAAUACGAAACCGUUCAGGAAUUGGGCAAAACCUAUUACCCGAAGUACUCAAAAGUCUCCGAGCAAAAGCAUCUCCCCGCUGUCAUCGUGAUCCAGCGGCUGAACAUCAUGCCAAGUAUCUCCUUUCGCAAGGCGCUACCCGAGGACAAUGACGAUAUUGUCGAGAUGAUAGAUUCAGAGGAUCCGGAGCUGCGGAAAAAGCAUGGAGACUUUUACAUUGCAGAGCACCUGCUGAAUGUGGAGGGGUCUGAGGAUAACGAUAAGAUUAUAAUUGCUGAGUUUGAGGAGGAGAUUGCUGAGAAUGUCAAGGGUGCGGGCUUGAUGUGGCUGUCGGACUCAAUAGAUAUUGAGAAGCUGGCCACCAACUUCCACCUGGAGCGCCUGGGUAAUUUGGCGAGAUAUACUCCGGGAAUCAAGCACGCUCGUGUGCAUUUUGACGUGCUCUCUGUGGAGCAAAAGUCAUUUAAGCAGUUGUACACCAAGUCGCAAAUGGAGGUAAUAUAUAAGACCCGAGAAAGUAGGAUAAACCAAGGUGGACACGAUGAAGCGAAGAACGUAUUAUUCAGGAAGUACAAGCACAUAUAUGAUGAACUCCGUAAGGCCAGCUACUAUAUGAAAGCCAGUCAAGACAAACUGGAAAUCGCCUUCGAUUUGCCACCUGGCGAGCACUCGCACAGUGAACAUCGCAUGCAGCACUUGGGUAAGGCCUCCAACGGCUUCCUGCUGAAGAUGUUCCAGUUGCAUCCACUGGUUCGCUUCGAGUACACAUACUACUCCUUGUCAGCCAUGUUCAGCGCCUUUCCGGAUCACGAUUACUGCGUGACAAUGGUGCCAGCCACCGUGUCUACGAGUCCCUGCCAGCGGGAACUGCUCCGGUUCUUCUUGCCGGUCGCCCAUCGUCCGAGUAGUUCCGUGUCCGAAAACAUGUUCGUUGCACAUCGAAGUACUUUGUUUGGGGAGCUCCGUGUCCAGCGCUUCGAAAGGCAGGAGAUUGAUGAUGUUAGAACGGUCAUUAGCUCCCAGGGCCGCAAGAGGGACACAUAUCUGAAUGAAGAACCUGGUGAAGGUAGUAGGCUCGACGAAUACACGCAGGAGGUGCUGGGUAUUUUUGAUGAUAUCAUUGAUGAAAUCCUUGAGAAUCCCAUGUCUGACCUGACCUGCUUCACCAUUCGUUGCGGUCAGUCCAAGAAGCACACCGACUGCCCAUUGGUGGGCUUUCUGAUUCUGAGUCCCUUUCUGAUUUAUGAUGACUUAAGCAAGGUAUUCAUGAUGCCACGCGAUCAGUUCUCGCUGAUGCACAAUCGUGGAGAGAUAGUGAUGUUCAGGCUACACCCGUUCUUCCAGAUGUGGUGCAACCCGAUUCUUCGCACGGUGGCUUUGUACGACAAUUACCGAGAGUUGUAUUAUAUGAACUACUUCAAUGGAAUAUCGCUGCCCAACGACCUGAUGUACAACAUGAUGCCCGUGGAGCCUCGCCGCAUGAAGAAGAAUCUCUUCCAUUACAGGUGCUUUUCGGUGAAACGACGCGUGUCAAAAGCCUCCCGUUCUUCCACUGUGGAUAUCUGCAUCAGUCGCCUGCGGCUCUUCUGCCACAAUCUGCAGCCCACCAUGCACAUGGGUGGGAAGAAUUCCCUGGUAAUCGUGGGCUUCUCGCACACUAGCCUAGCUUUUUUGCGGACCGUCAUCUUCGCCUGGAAUUCUAAAGACUUGAUUAAUUAUAGAAAGUACAACUGCCUUCCCAUGGUGGACAUCAGAGUGAUUGUGGGUCACGGGGUUCUGGAAUCGGCCUACGAUUGUGAAUUUUCAUGCAGCUACUGCGCGAAUGGUCGGAACUGCUAUGUGGAUACAGGGAACUUGAAUCCGUUUGUAAGGGACGUAAUGCAGCGUAUGGAUGUGAGGCAUUGGGUGCGCUUUGUGCCCGGAGUUCUCAAGAACAUAAAGAGGCAGGAAAAAAUAGUGGAACUAUUGGACGGUUGCAACCUGUACUACGAGAAGCUGAUCUUGAUGUCUGCCACAAGAUUCGGUUUUCAGGACAAGGAAUUCAAAGGGCAUCCAAUGCCUAUCAACUAUGUGGUCAAUAAUCAUCGGCUGGACAGGAUUAUCUUCUACCACAAGCUUCGCGAGAUGGUCGACACCAUGGAGAAGUAUAACAUAAUUGUCUAUGGAUAUAACUUGAGCCUCUACGAGUGCCUUCACUUUUUGGUGACGCAUGGCUGUAAUGCCCAGAGCAUCACAUACGUGCAGCCCCAUGUUCCGGCCGUAAUGGAGGAACUGGGAAAUCCUGAGGAGGACUCUCGACUGGAUCCGAUUAUCCUGGAAAUGGUAGCCGAUCUGGGGAUCACGAUCCACUUGUCAACCAACUACAGCCAAUUUAUUCUGAGCGAAGACAAUACGCACAUCGAGCAAGUGGAGUUCACAACGCAUCCAGGCAGAAAAAAGGUCCUGCUGGAUUGCGAUCUCUUCGUCAACUAUAAUGGGAAUACCAUAAGUACAACCCUAGAGAACGUUCUUUCAAACGCAGGAAUAGAGUUGUUCGACAGGAAAAUCGUGGUUAAUGCACGUUAUUGCACCAAUGAUCGCAACAUUUUCGCCGCUGGCAGGAAUGUGGUCAUGUUGCCCAAGCCCAACUUUCAGUACACUUACACCAGUCCCCAAGAAAUGGCUGAAAAAUUGGCCUACGAAUUGAACAUGGUGAAGAUUGUGAUGCAGUCGCGGUACUCGAGGCCCUUCAUGUUCACGGGCAUUCUGCCCAUGGGCUACCAUAUCAUCAAGUUCACCCAACCGAAGCCCAUGCUUAUAGGGCAACUCCCCGUCGAUUUUUCAGAGAGCAUGACCACCUACCAAAACGGAGACUUCUGCCGCAUUCGACUCAACAGAAAGCUCAUUGUCAUAGAGAUAGUGUGCGUCACCAAAAAGCCGAAGCGACUUUACUUCAUGGAGUACUUUUGCGGCAAGCAUGCUAUGCUUCUGAAUGAUCUCCGUGGUCGUUUUCAGUCCGGUUGGAUUAAAAACUUCCUGGAGUUCUUCCAACAGCCCUGGACAGAGCUCCUCAUGCACGACAGAUUCGAGGAUCUGCAACUGAAGAAUCGCCGACUCCUGCUGGCCAUGUUGCUGAUGAACAACAAGGAUGCGAACAACGCCAGGAGCAGUUUGGAGAGCACGCAGCGGCAAAGGCUCGAGGAAAACGUAAUCGACUUCGUUCGAACGUACCGCAAGGACUUCACCCAUGAGUUCGCCUUGCCAGAGGAUUGGGGUGUCUUUAAUCUGUGAUUCAGUUUGCCUUAGUUUUCCAUGUUUCAGUACUCCAAUGUGUUAUUGUAUUACAGAAAUAAAUUUCCGCUCGGAUUGACAACGAA
This is a messenger RNA of Drosophila biarmipes, 3797 nucleotides long. Its product is annotated as cilia- and flagella-associated protein 61. The record is from RefSeq and is a predicted model, not a curated record. The transcript is spliced from 14 exons. Bases 1 to 3711 code for a protein of 1236 amino acids. Lineage: Eukaryota; Metazoa; Arthropoda; Insecta; Diptera; Drosophilidae. Gene Ontology annotation, molecular function: oxidoreductase activity.